AUGCCGCAACUCGCGCUGGGACUAUCUCUUGCUGCAGCACAUUCGCUGCUUGCGAGCCAGAUCACGCCUCAACUCGCGUGGAAACUGUCUUAUCCUACAGACACAUCCUGCUCCCAAAUCACAUUGCGCCGCAACUCGAGCAAGAACCUUCUCAUACAAGAUUCACUUCCUACCUCCUACUUCGAAUUCACAACACCAUGCCGCAAGUUGCGCGAGAACUGUCUCUUGCUGCAGAAACUCUGCUUGCAAAUCACAUCACGCCCCGACUCGCGUGAGAGCUGUUUCAUCCUGCGGACACUUCCUGCUUGCGAAUUACACCAAGCCGUAACUCGCGUUGGAAGUACUUCAAGUACUUCAAGUACUAUGUUCUUCAAGUACUUCUUGCUGGGUGCCUCGGGCUCGCUCGCCUCAACUUUUGGGGACUUCCACACUCCCAGCCAGGGUAGUGCUAUGAAGUUCUUGAACGCCGGUUCGACUGCUGAAGGUUCUUCGACAAAGCAGACACGCUUUGUCUGCUUCGAUCUCAUCCCUGAGCAAUGGACCCAAGACUCUGCUGAGGGCUGUGUGCUCAACAGAGCCCUUGAAUACACUGGUCUGAUCGGAUUGAUCGACACUGCUGUGGGUUCUCCCAGUGAGGUUCCCGGCUUCACUCUGUUCGAGACUGUUCUUACCACUGUCGCAUUCAACUUCAUCAGCCAUCAUGAGUACUUCGGUGCUGACCACACCAAGGUCCGCACCAUGUCUCAUCUGCCCACCAAGAUGGAGCGUCAGGAUAGCGGUAUCCCCGCUGACAACCGCAAGACUCUCCAGAGCGCUACCUUUCAGCCAACUGGCUUGAUUGGUCUCCUCGACCUGAUGGUGUCGCCCUCGAAUGGAACUCAACCCUCAACACAUUCAGCCGAACACAACCCAUGGACCUUCGGAUCUGCAAUGAUCGCUGCCGACUUUGGCGAAUGCUUUGAUUACGACAUGUUCAUUCGAUGCCUCGGGUCCCUACGUGCAAGCGCUUCGGAUACAUGA
Aureobasidium pullulans EXF-150 is the source of this 1020-nucleotide messenger RNA. RefSeq lists its product as uncharacterized. The record is from RefSeq and is a predicted model, not a curated record. The transcript has 7 exons. Bases 1 to 1020 code for a protein of 339 amino acids. Lineage: Eukaryota; Fungi; Ascomycota; Dothideomycetes; Dothideales; Saccotheciaceae.